Paramecium tetraurelia is the source of this 1545-nucleotide messenger RNA. RefSeq lists its product as uncharacterized. Gene Ontology annotation, biological process: potassium ion transport. The record is from RefSeq and is a predicted model, not a curated record. The transcript has 4 exons. Lineage: Eukaryota; Ciliophora; Oligohymenophorea; Peniculida; Parameciidae. Gene Ontology annotation, cellular component: plasma membrane. Gene Ontology annotation, molecular function: calmodulin binding; small conductance calcium-activated potassium channel activity.
AUGAAUAUAUAAAAUUAAGGCUCCGUAGAGUUGUCUGGCAAUCAAGUUUCAAGGGCUGGUGAAGAUGAAGCAGUAAUAUAUUAGAAGAAACUCUCUAUUAUCAUCUUGAAUCAAAUCGAACGAAAAAGAACAAAGGCAAAAUCUACAAUCAUCCAAAGCUCAAAUCAUAAUCCCUUUGAGGAUAGCCGAGUGACGAGAGUCUAUUUUGAAAGAUACAGAGUUUUAGAAUAAGGGAGAUUUUGGAUUAUUUGUGCUACUCUGGUCCUAGUUGUGUUAGAGUAUGAAGCUUCUUUUUUGCAUCAAUUAACAGACACAUACGAUGAAGAAAUUAAAAUAUUGCUUUAUUUAAUAAUGAUCUUAUCUAUUGUUACAAGUAAUUUGGUAAUUUAAUUAGUUAUUAUGACAUUUAUUGCUUAUUUGGCAGAACUUGAAUUUAAAAAACGUUCUCUCUCAAUUCCAAAAGCCAGCUCCAUAUUUUAAACUAAUUUAAUUUUCCUUUUGAUUUUGGAAACUAUCAUCCUAUUGCCUUGUCCCACACCCUAUACUAUGCAUUACAAGGUGUUCUUUACGUAGAGAUAUUCUGACCAAACCAGAUUUUAUUUCGUAAAUGAAAUCUUUACUUUCAUAAUGCUCUUUAGAUCCUUAUUGAUUCUCAACAUGGCAUUUAAGUUCCAAGAUUUCUAUUCAAAUAGAGUCAAUAGAUUGUGUCGUAUAUAUUCAGUAGAUUUUGGUCCUCAUUUCAUAUUUAAGGUUGCUAUUAGAUAACAUCCUUACAAGACUCUUUGUGGACUCUUUUGUAUUGGAUUAUUCAUUUUCUCUUAUCAAUUAGAGAUUUCAGAGAGAUCAUUAUUAAGAACAGAACAAGAAGUUAAUAAUUAUCACUUAAAUCAUUCUUUUUGGAUUAACAUGAUAACAAUAUUUACAGUCGGUUAUGGCGAUAUGUACCCAUUAACAGAUCUUGGAAGGUUUUCAAUGACUUUAGGUUUAUUUUAUGGUGUAGCAUUAACUUCUUUGUUUACGGCUAUUCUUUAUGCUGACUUAUUACCUUUCUCUUCAGAAAUGCGCUCGAUAACACUAUUAGAUAAAGCCAAUUUAAAAAUUUCAAUAAAGUAAUUUGCUCAAAAGGCUAUGCUAAAUCUACUUAAACUGCAAAAAUACUUUUAAAGAAACAAAUAAAAAUAGAUUUAAAGCAAUCCAGCCGUUAGAUAAAGAGUCUCUCACAUAAAAGGUAUAUUAUAAAAAACCGAUAAUUUGAGAAGAAACUACAGAACUAUCGACACUGAAGAUCUAAUUACUAUGGCUGACAGAAGGUUUUAAGAAAUGACUCAUUUUUUCUAGGAGUACUAUGGCAUGCUUCAAGAGAUGUAAUAAUAACAAGAGUAAUUGGAUGAUUUGGAUACACAAAGACUUCUUUCUAUUGAGAGGAGUCACUCAGUGACCUCGGCAAGUGGAUAAUUAAGGAGCAAGGAUGACUAAUAUUUUGAAGAACUCAUUGAUUCUUAAUCAGAAAACCCAUAGUUAAUGCAGUUCAAUGAUGAAGAUUGA